Rhizopus microsporus ATCC 52813 is the source of this 2250-nucleotide messenger RNA. RefSeq names its product tRNA pseudouridine synthase D. The record is from RefSeq and is a predicted model, not a curated record. Gene Ontology annotation, molecular function: pseudouridine synthase activity; RNA binding. Bases 219 to 2060 code for a protein of 613 amino acids. NCBI's taxonomy places the organism in Eukaryota, Fungi, Mucoromycota, Mucoromycetes, Mucorales, Rhizopodaceae. Gene Ontology annotation, biological process: pseudouridine synthesis. Gene Ontology annotation, cellular component: nucleus. The transcript is spliced from 15 exons.
AUAAACUGUUCUUUGCAGAGCAUUUCCUUUUGAUUCUAGGCUCUUUGUCUCUAAUUUGUGAAUCCCGUAUAGUUAUGCUUUACUAGUGCUUCAAAGUGUUGGAAUAAACGAUACCUUGUACUUUGUAUUGCUUCUGGUUUCAGCUACCGCGCGGGCAGUCAUAUUUUUGAACCUCUCUAAAAUGACUGUAAUCUGUAAAAGUUCUUUUUUAUUUUGUUAUGGGAAACAUCUUUUCUAGAUCCGUUAGCGAUUCAGGUACAGAGCGCAAUAAGAGAUCGCUUGAAUCGGAGGAGAUUCGACAAUCUAAGCGUGUUCGAACUGAUCAGAAUGUCAAGGAAAGUGACGUGGGUAUUGAAGCCUUUGUCAAUCCUGGUCUACAAGGAUUUCAUAGCAUCUUGAAAUACAGAGCUGAAGACUUUCUAGUGAAUGAGGUUGAUAUGGAUAACAAUAUCAUACAUCUUGUUUCUUUAGAAGGACCGUCCACGGAUCAAAAAAUGAAUAUUCUUGAACCUGAAGAGUUUGAUCAGCGUUUGGCAGACAUCUUUGGACAAGAGUUUUCUAAGCAGUUCCGUGAUUUCCUAAAUAAGCCUGAAGACAAGGAUGCUAUAGUUACCACGACAGCCAAUAAAGAUCAACGCAUUGAAUUCUAUCAUCUCGUUGAGAAUAGCUUGGAAACAAAGAUAAAUAGUCGCGGUAAGGAAGGACAGUUGAUCAUUGGAUGGCCCAACUCAGAGGAUGACUAUCAGGAUGAAUAUAUUGAAUGGGACAAAAUGCCUGGGGAAUACUUGCAGGUGCAUAUGUAUAAAUCAAGUAUUGACACCAUGAAUGCGAUCAACAUCAUUUCAAGCAAAUCGGGUGUUCAUGCAAAACAUUUUGGUUAUGCAGGAACUAAGGAUGCUAGAGCUAUUACAACACAAGCACUAACGCUGAAAAGAAUUAAACCUGGACGUCUUUUGAAGGCAAGGGAUGAACUAUUGAAAAGUGGAAUAUAUAUUGGUGACUAUAAAUAUGUUCCUAAAGGAUUAACCCUUGGUGAUCUUGGUGGAAACCAUUUUACGAUUGUACUUAGAAAUGUGCAAGGCAUUAGCGAGAAAGAUAUACAAACUUCUUUGGAGUCUCUAAGAGAUAAUGGCUUUUUAAAUUAUUUUGGCAUGCAGCGAUUUGGAACUAGUACAGUACUGACUCAUACCAUUGGAUGUGCUAUCAUGAAGCGCGAGUAUGAAGAAGCAUCUAAUUUGAUUCUUUACCCAAGAGAAGGAGAGCGUGAAGAUUAUGCAAACGCAAGACAAGUAUGGAAAGAUACAAAAAAUGCCGAGGCUGCUCUUGCCAUUUUUCCAAAGCGAGCCAUGCCUGAGCGUAAACUUCUUGGCUUUUAUUCUAGGUUUCCUGAACAACAUAAGAAGGCAAUCAAAAGUUUACCUAAGCAUUUGCUCUCGUUGUACUCUCAUGCAUACCAAUCUUAUGUUUGGAACCGCGUGAUAUCUGAACGUGCCAAGCGAUAUGGCUGUGACAAGCCUUUAGUGGGCGACCUUGUCCUUGUUGAAAAUGAGAAUACAAAGCCUAACAAACAAAACUCCAAAAAAGCAAACGCUGGAAGGCGCAAUUUUACCGACCGUAAAGUGCCAAAGAUACUUACAGAGGAAGAUAUAGACAAGUACUCUAUCCUGGACAUCGUUUACCCCUUGCCCGGAAAAUUAUCAGUCUAUCCUGAGAAUGAGAUAAAGGAAGUAUACAGGGCUGUCAUGGCUGAAGAUGGGAUCAUGAUGGAUAGAAAAGAAUAUUUUGAAGGAUUGAAUGGUGACUAUCGAGCUAUAUUAACUAAACCAAGAAAUAUGAGCUGGUCAUGUAUUCACUAUAAUAAUCCAGAAGAGAGGCUAUGUAACACAGAUGUAGAUAGACUUCAGGCCUUGCCUGAGCCCACUGGUGUAGAAGAUGGUAAGUAUCUGGCAUUAAAGGUUGAAUUUACCUUGGGAACAAGCCAAUACGCAACCAUGGCAUUAAGAGAAAUAAUGAGAGCAGAGACUUCAUCUCAAGCUCAAUCUGCUAUUUUGCACCAUUAAACAUAAAUAAUUGCACCAAUGUUUAUCAUGCCACUUUUAUGCGUAUUGAUAAUUAUUUAUUUCUCACACUACUAGUGCAACAUAUUUUCACUGAGCUUAAAAAGUAUCAAAUAUACCCCUUAUAAUUCCCACUUGCUGAUAUACCGUAGCCAAAUUAAGAUAACACUAUCUGUUAUUUAAAGAGGCAUUU